AUGAAGAUUCAUUGGGCUGGGAUUCUCCUAGGCACCUCCAUCGCCGGAGCCAAUGCCAAUGGCAUGGCUAAAUAUAUGGACGAAGCUAUGAGAGGCGAGCGUGUCUCGGGCUAUGGCAAGUCUGAUAAGCCCUCCUGGGAGCCGACCUUCAUAGAUGAAUCCCCCCCUCACAACGGAAUUCGACUCCCCCGUCAAGACUGGAAGGUGACGUGCAGCAGCUCCGCUGCUGGUUACCCCUGCAAACGUGCAAUCGACGGCAAAAAUACCACUGCUUGGCGAAGUGAUUCUUCUGAAAAGGGACACACCUUUGUCGUGGACCUCGGAGCGUGGUAUCAAGUCAGCGCCGUCGUUGUUCUUCCUCCAAUUGAUACGGGAGUGGAAGGCCUCAUCACCCAACACAAGAUCUGGGUCAGCGAAGACGAUGAGACCUGGAAAGGACCCGUUGCGUAUGGAAUGUGGCCCACCACCUUCAGACAGCGUAUGUCCUCGUUUGAGCCAUCUUCUGCCCGAUACGUUAGAAUCACCACUGAUGCCGACGACGAAAACCCUUGGGUCGGUAUCUCUGAGCUCAACGUCUAUGGAACUCUUUACACCAUUCCUCGUGACCCCACGCUCGGUGUUUGGGGACCAAGUGUCGACUUCCCUAUCGUGCCUGUCUCCGGUGCUCAGCAGGGCAAUGGCAUGCUUGCCCUUUGGUCCUCGUGGGCCGACGAUGAGUUCCACUCCUCACCCGGAGGAAAAACCGUCAUGACCCGAUGGAACCCCAUUACCGGAGAAGUUUCCAAGCGCACUGUCACCAACACGCAUCAUGACAUGUUCUGCCCUGGUAUCUCUUACGAUGGUACUGGGAUGAUGGUAGUAACCGGAGGUAACUCCGCCAAAGAAACUAGUCUCUACGAUGCUGUCAAUGAUGAGUGGAUCAGCGCUACCGGAAUGCAUCUCAAGCGUGGAUAUCAGGCUUCGACAACUCUCUCCGACGGGCGUGUCUUCGUCAUUGGAGGCUCCUGGUCCGAGGUUUCUACUAUUGACAAAGAUGGUGAAAUCUAUGACCCCGCUACUCGAAACUGGACUAUGGUUCCUGGCGCGACAGUCCAGGACAUGAUGACGGAUGAUAUGGAAGGCGCUUGGAGAGCAGACAACCAUGGCUGGCUCUUUGGUUGGAAGGGUCUGAGUAUUUUCCAAGCUGGACCUAGUAGGCAGAUGAACUGGUACUCUGCUUUCGGAGACGGCAGUGUCAAAGCUGCCGGAGACCGUUUGGAUGACGAUCAUUCCAUGUCUGGGAAUGCGGUUAUGUUUGAUGCCGUGAAGGGAAAGAUCCUUACCCUUGGAGGAUCUCCUGACUACGAUAAGUCCCCAGCCACCGACGCCGCCCAUGUCAUUACUAUCGGCGAGCCUGGUGAGGAGCCUAGGGUCCAAGCUGCUGGAGGAGAAGGUGCCAUGCACUAUAGACGUGUUUUCCAUACCUCUGUUGUUCUACCUGAUGGAAAGGUUUUCAUUGCUGGAGGUCAGACUUACGGCAUUGCCUUCAACGAGGAGAAUGUCCAGUUUAUUCCAGAGAUUUAUGACCCCGAGACAGACAGGUUCCACAAGAUGCAGCAGAACAACGCUGUCCGAGUGUACCAUACUGUUUCCAUUCUUCUUCCCGAUGCUCGGGUGCUGAAUGCUGGUGGUGGACUCUGCGGCAACUGCACGGCCAACCACUACGACGGUCAGAUCUUCACACCUCCCUACCUGGUGACUGCCUCUGGCGAGCCCAGGCCCCGUCCCGAAAUCCUCACGGAUCUUCCAGGCAAGACUUUGGUCGGCAGUGAGCUGAAAUUUAGAACGACGGGUCCUAUCAGCGCAGCUUCCCUUAUCCGGUUGGGAACUGCAACUCAUACCGUCAACACUGAUCAGCGACGCAUCCCACUUCAAGUUCAAUCCACAUCUCGAUUUGGACGAAGCUGGAAGGUCGUUUUGCCAAGUGAGCCUGGUAUUCUCAUUCCUGGAUAUUGGAUGUUGUUUGUUAUGGACAAGGAUGGCGUCCCUAGCGUUGCAAAGAUCAUGAUGGUUGGCCUGGACCCCAAGAAAACCAUCAAGGCCUGGGGAGAGCCAGAAGAUGAGGCCGAAGAACAAAACUGUGAGCAUGGAUUCCUUAAGUCCUACUGGCGGUCUUGGACACAGACACUAAUUCUGCAGACCUUCGGCCUUUCAUGA
Messenger RNA from Penicillium nucicola, 2196 nucleotides. RefSeq lists its product as uncharacterized. Gene Ontology annotation, molecular function: protein binding. Bases 1 to 2196 code for a protein of 731 amino acids. The record is from RefSeq and is a predicted model, not a curated record. Lineage: Eukaryota; Fungi; Ascomycota; Eurotiomycetes; Eurotiales; Aspergillaceae. The transcript has a single exon.